AUGAGCUCCCUGCCGGACGAGCCCUACUAUCCGCCGGAGCUGCUCGGCGAUCCUGUCCUCUUCGACUGGAUCGCCAUCAAAGACGCCCUCGGACGCAUUGCCAGGGCCGCCGUCGGCGCCGUCCAGUCAGCAGUCUUCUGGCUGGUGCUGAUCCAGGUCGAUGCCGCCAUCCUGCUUGCCAAUCUCCUGCUGCCGUACCGGAGCGCACCUGUCCACGGUCGCGCUCACGGUGUCGUCGACGGCGACGGUGUGUCGCGACGUCGGCGCCGCGUCCAUUACAUCUCGCACCGCCGCAGCCGGGUGGCCGUGGGCGCCGGUGGGGCUGCGGCUGCGGCCGCGACCGGCAGCGAGAUCGUGAGCCACUCGUUCUCUCCCCUGCAGCCGCCCCGCAUCUGGCAUGCGCCCUUCUCCUUCCUCCUGUGCCAGCUCGCCUUCUUCUUUGGCGCCACCGACGGCCGCGGCCCCGAGUGGCUCAGGUGGUGGUCCGCCUGGUCCGGUAUCGGCUGGCGCGGCGAUUGGGGGCUCGCCGACUGGCCAAAGGAGUGGGACCUUCGCAGCCCCUGCCCGCCGCUCAACGCCCUCGCCAACCACGGCAUCCUGCCCCUCGACGGCCGCGGCAUCCGUCCCCACCAGCUGGCCUCUGCCGUCAUGCACACCUUCAACCUCUCUCCCACGCUCGCGCUGGCGCUCACGUGGACUGCAGAGCCGCUCUGGCGGCACCGCGGCGAGUUUGACCUGAGCGACCUGUGCGCCCACAACGUCGUCGAACGCGACGCCAGCCUGCUGCGCCCGGACGUCAACUCGGUCGAGCAAAAGAAGGACGACCAGGCGCAGGAGCACUCGUGGCCGGGCUUGGUCGAUGCGCUGCUGCCGACGUCCGAGAGCGAGUUGCUGCGAGAGGCCAAAGCGGCGGGCGCGCAAGCCGGCGGCUGGGACGGCCCCAAGGCCACUGCCUAUCAAGUGCCGCACCUCAGCCUCGCCAACCUCGCCGACGCCAUCGCUGCGCGCCGUCUGCAGUGCGCCGCCAGCGAUGGUCAGUACAGCCUCCGCCUCGGUCAAAAGGUCCACGCCAGCUUCAAGACCGCCCUGCUCCACGGCUUGCUCGGCGGCAAGAUUAGCGACCUUCGCCGGUUCGUUGGCGGCACGCAGUACGUCGACGUGGACCUCGCCAGCAGCGACCAGGGUGCCCGCAGCGCCGAGGGCGAGGUCCAGUACCUGUCUGGCCUCGAGCACAUCCCUUCGGGCUGGCAGCCUGCAAGCACGGCCUGCUUCGGAAUGACGCUGCUCGAGGCCCUGUGGCGCGGCAUCAAGGUCGAACUGGCCGUCGGCGACACGGCUGUGCCGCGCAAGGUCGGCUGGAAGUCGCCCGAGGACGUCUUGGGCGGCGGUCGGUCUAGCUCCCGCCGCCGCGAUCGGGACAUGGCUGGCUACAGCGUACCGGCCAAGCAGCGCCGCACCUGGCCACCGCGGCCGGUCGCCGUACAGGCCCAGGCGGAGACCGAGGCGGAAGCGCAGUUCCCGAGCAGCGAGAGCACGCUCGGCGGCGCUCCCUACGGACAGGCGGCGGGGGCGGCGGCGGCACCGGAACGGGAGCUCGAGAGGCCCAGGACCGUCAGCUUCGAUGUCGGAGGCGCGUCGGAAGCGGUCGAGCCCGCUCAGCCGCAGUCUGCCGAGCCCUGA
Molecule: messenger RNA, 1680 nt
Organism: Pseudozyma flocculosa PF-1
Lineage: Eukaryota; Fungi; Basidiomycota; Ustilaginomycetes; Ustilaginales; Ustilaginaceae
Exons: 3
Coding region: 1-1680 (559 amino acids)
Molecular function (GO): peroxidase activity
Source: RefSeq, a predicted model, not a curated record